CCCGCACGCACCGCAUCUUGCUGCUUACCACCACCACCCGACCGCCUCCCCACCAUCGCGUUUUCUGUCAACCAUCUACCACCGACCCGCUAACUCUACCCAUCAUGAGCGACGACUGGAACGCCACGACCGUCAUCGGCUACAAGCGCCAGACCGCCAAGGUCACGAAGAAGGACUCGGACUUGAACGGUGCAAGGCGGUCGGGUGCCGUUGUGGGCACGGACAAGAAGAUCACUGCCGGAAGCAACAAGGCGCAUGUUGGCACUGACCACCAGCGCAUCGCCAAGCUCGACCGCGAAAACGAGGUCGCACCACCGCCCAAGGUCGCGCCGAGUGUCGGUCGCGCCAUGCAAACUGCCCGCCAAGAUUUGAAGCUCUCGCAGAAGGACAUCGCGCAGAAGGUUAACGAGAAGCCUUCUGUGAUCCAGGACUACGAGUCUGGGCGUGCGGUGCCGAACCCGCAGAUUCUGGGCAAGCUUGAGCGUGCGCUAGGUGUCAAGCUGAGGGGAUCGGACAUUGGAGCCAAGCUCGGCGGCCCAAAGAAGUCGUAAGCUGAUUGCCCGUCGUCAGCUUGCGGCACACCAGCCCGCUAUCGCAGCGUAGUCACUAGCGAGUCGUCGUAGUGCUCCUCUGCGGUGUGCGAGUAAGACCGGGCGUCCGACUAGAUGUCCCAUGCCGCUCCGCGAUCCAAUGUACUACAACCCCACCCUGUCAUUUCUUUGACUGUAAUUUUGCGAUAGACCACGUCGAUGUUUUGCGAUCCAUUGCAUUUUCCGUCAUCGCCGCCCGAGGCGCCCGAGUAUAUUCAGCUCUUGAGCUCGAAACUUGAUGACCUCGUCCUCAC
This is a messenger RNA of Schizophyllum commune H4-8, 844 nucleotides long. Its product is annotated as MBF1-domain-containing protein. The record is from RefSeq and is a predicted model, not a curated record. The transcript is spliced from 5 exons. Gene Ontology annotation, cellular component: nucleus. Lineage: Eukaryota; Fungi; Basidiomycota; Agaricomycetes; Agaricales; Schizophyllaceae. Gene Ontology annotation, molecular function: DNA binding. The coding region runs from base 105 to 551 and encodes 148 amino acids.